UAGGGCCGCCUGGUUACCCGGCCUGUGGCAGGGAGGACGGCCUGCUGGCCGAGAAUACACCUCCCCUCACCCCUCCCCGGGAACAGACGUCCACCUGAGCGCGGUGACGUGUCCUUCACACUACGGUGGCGGCUGUCAGCUGUGGGGGAAACGGGGAAGUAACCGGUAGAGAAGAUGGGGGACGCUUCAGUGGAAGAAAUCCGGUAGCAAAGCAGCAAUUAUGGGGUGAAUGUGGUUCCCGUUCUGCUGAUCUUAACCUAAGUCCAAAAUGGGAAGGCUUAGCAUAUCCUGCCUCGUUCCUGCUUCCUGGCACUUUAGCAUAUCCCCUGGUGGGUGCCCUCGUGCCCUAAAUACCACUCUGCGGCAGCUGGUGAUUAUCGGUACUGUGGUGGGCAUUCUCUUAUUUCUGAUCUACUCUCUGCUGCUGGUCAGGACGAAGUACAGUCGUUCUCAGCGAGACCGAAAAUAUCACAGGUAUCUGGCUCGUGUUACUGAUAUGGAAGCCACCGACACAGGCAAUCCCAAUAUUAACUAUGGAGUGGUGGUGGACUGUGGAAGCAGCGGGUCACGGAUAUUUGUAUACUGCUGGCCCCGACACAAUGGCAAUCCCCAUGACCUGCUGGAUAUAAAGCAAAUGAGAGACCAGAACAGAAAGACUGUGGUGAUGAAGAUCAAACCAGGUAUUUCAGAGCUUGCCACCACCCCAGAGAAAGCCAGCGACUACAUCUCUCCUCUGCUGAACUUCGCCGCUAGCCAUAUUCCCAGGGAAAAGCACAAAGAGACCCCCCUAUAUAUUCUGUGCACAGCAGGGCUCCGAAUCCUGACUGAGAGCCAGCAGGAGGCCAUACUUGAAGAUCUCCGGACAGAUAUCCCAGUACACCAUGACUUUCUUUUCUCAGACUCCCAUGCAGAAGUCAUCUCUGGAAAACAGGAAGGAGUGUACGCCUGGAUUGGCAUCAAUUUUGUUCUCGGUCGCUUUGAUCACAUAGAAGAUGAAGAUGAAGCAGUGGUGGAGGUGAAUGUACCCGGAAGUGAUAAAAAGGAUGCCAUACUACGCAAGCGCACAGCUGGCAUUUUGGACAUGGGUGGAGUCUCCACUCAGAUCGCAUAUGAAGUACCUAAAAGUGUAAGCUUUGCCUCCUCUCAGCAGGAAGAAAUGGCUAAGAACCUGCUGGCAGAGUUCAACCUUGGCUGUGAUGCCCACGAGACACAGCACGUGUACAGAGUUUACGUGGCCACUUUCCUAGGAUUUGGGGGCAAUGCUGCAAGACAGAGGUAUGAGGAAUACGUCAUCUCCAGCACAAUGGAAAAGAACAGACUUCUAGGAAAGAAGGUUGGGAUGACUCAAGAUGUGCCGUACCUUGACCCGUGCCUUCCUUUGGACAUCCCAGAUACAGUUAAGCAGGGAGGACAGACCAUGUUUUUACGUGGCACCGGUGACUUCCAUCUCUGCCGACGGAUCAUCCAGCCUCUAAUGAAUUUGUCCAACGAGACCCAGACAACCUUAAAUGGCAUUUACCAGCCACCGCUGCCCUAUCACAACAGUGAGUUCUAUGGCUUCUCAGAGUUCUACUACUGCACAGAAGAUGUACUGCGGAUGGGUGGUGACUACAACUCCGCUCGUUUCCUACGUGCAGCAAAGGAUUACUGUGCCACCAAAUGGUCAGUUCUAAGGGAGAGGUUUGAUCGUGGCCUAUACGCAUCACAUGCCGACUUGCACAGACUUAAGUACCAGUGCUUUAAAUCUGCCUGGAUGUAUGAGGUUUUCCAUACAGGCUUCUCGUUCCCUUCCAACUACAGCAACCUUAAAACUGUCCUUCAAGUGUAUGAUAAGGAGGUUCAAUGGACGCUUGGAGCAAUAUUAUACCGGACUAGGUUCUUGCCAUUGAGAGACAUCCAGCAGGAGCAGUUCCGUGGCAGCCACCCUCACUGGCGAGGAGCAUCCUUUGUGUACAACCAUUAUCUGUUUUUGGUCUGUUUCCUCGUGGUCCUACUCUCCAUCAUGUUAUACCUGCUGAGGCUCCGCCGCAUCCACCGCCGCAUGCAGAGGAACACGUCAUCUUCUGCUCUGUGGGUGGAACAAGGGUUACCGCCAUCUGGGCUUCCCAGCCCUUUGUAAAGUACUAGUAGCAAUAUCUUGCACAUCUUCUUAAGCCUGCUGGAUGGAAAGGCUUAAACUGCCUGUCACUGCUACAAGGACCGAUGUGAACUGUCCAUUGGAUCCUUUUGAUGUUGAGGGAUUGGAUAUCGGAACAAGUCUGGUGUUAUGGGGGUAAACAUGGCUCCGAUUGUGAAGGAAGGCAACUAAUAAAAAGCCAUGUUCUAAGUCUCAGGGUCUUAUAUCUUGUCAGUAAUAUUGGGGUGAGACUUGUGUUCCCCAUUACUUGUAUGGAGCCUGUGAAUAAGGACUCCUUGAACCCCCCCACCACCACCAAGGAAACACAGCCUGCCCCAAAAAUACCUACCUUUCAUUUCUCCCAGCAUCAAGAUACAAUAGUCCUUAUUUCAAAAAUAAU
This is a messenger RNA of Bufo bufo (common toad), 2516 nucleotides long. RefSeq names its product ectonucleoside triphosphate diphosphohydrolase 4 (gene ENTPD4). NCBI's taxonomy places the organism in Eukaryota, Metazoa, Chordata, Amphibia, Anura, Bufonidae. Gene Ontology annotation, biological process: nucleoside diphosphate catabolic process. The record is from RefSeq and is a predicted model, not a curated record. Gene Ontology annotation, cellular component: membrane. The coding region runs from base 269 to 2119 and encodes 616 amino acids. The transcript has 13 exons. Gene Ontology annotation, molecular function: nucleoside diphosphate phosphatase activity.